Messenger RNA from Oryzias melastigma (Indian medaka), 1541 nucleotides. RefSeq names its product EEF1A lysine methyltransferase 1 (gene eef1akmt1). Gene Ontology annotation, molecular function: nucleic acid binding; protein-lysine N-methyltransferase activity. The record is from RefSeq and is a predicted model, not a curated record. Lineage: Eukaryota; Metazoa; Chordata; Actinopteri; Beloniformes; Adrianichthyidae. The transcript is spliced from 5 exons. Gene Ontology annotation, biological process: methylation. Bases 658 to 1308 code for a protein of 216 amino acids.
AAUAAGUGAAUGUUUACACCAUGAUAAACAUUUUAAGAGAUAUAUUAACAUCCUUCGAGGUUAUCACUGUUGGUACCGUCCGAAGACCGGAAAAAGCUUUAGCGGAAGUGACAUGUGGUUCGCGUAUGCGGGAGAGCGGUGCAACCGUUUUGCUUCCGCAUACCGAAAGUGCAGCGACAGGCGUGUCCCAUAGUGAGAUACAGAAUGAAUGUUGAAAGUGUACUCCCAACAAAGUUUUUUUAUUAUUAUUAUUUUAAUGGAAAAAAGAAAGGAAGUACUUUUUUUUUUUUUUUUUAAACUAAAACAUUUUUAUGGAAAAAACAUUUAAAAAGCUAAGAGUCUUAAAAGAGUGCUGGGAACCAGAGCUCUUGGAGAAAGCCCCCCCCCCAAAAAAAUAAAGAAAAGGGAAAAAGUAAAAACGGACCAUUAACUCCAAAGUGUAAAAGUUUUCGGACUUCUUGUCCCUCUGUAGUUGCCGUACUGUUUGCUUACGUCACAAUCCCGCGACUGCCCACAUGUUCGAGAGCGCAGCAGUUUCCGGCGUUUCUAGUGAAAAAUACAGAAGCUAACGAGGAAAAAGGCUGCACUUCCAGCUGAAGAAAGCAUCUCUGCUGGGGGAUUCCCUUCUUCCUCAUCUUCCUCCUCCUCCAGUGCAUCAUGAGUGGGAGUGAUGAUGAUGAUGUUCCCACUCUGUCUGCUCACACUCUGGCUGCCCUGCAGGAGUUUUACGAGGAAACCGGAACCGGUCCGGACCACAAGGCAGUUCCUUCUGAUCUGUUCAGUGUAGGUGCUUUGAAGGAGGACUGGCGGAUGAGUCAGUUCUGGUACAGUGAUGAGACGGCAACACGGCUAGCAGAGGAGAUGGUGCGAGAAGCUGGAGAAGGAGGCAGGAUAGCCUGCGUGAGCGCGCCCAGUGUGUACCAGAAGCUGAAGCAGGGCGUGGUGGACGGCUCAGAGCGGGUCACCGCCAUCGUCUUUGAGUUCGACCGCCGCUUCUCCACCUACGGAGAGGACUUCAUUUUCUAUGACUACAACAAGCCGCUGUCUCUUCCGGAGAGCGUGGAGCCGCACAGCUUCGACGUGGUCCUGGCCGACCCGCCGUACCUGUCCGAGGAGUGUCUGAGCAAAGUGGCCGAAACCAUCAAGUACUUGAGCAGAGGCAAAGUGCUGCUGUGCACGGGAGCCAUCAUGGAGAAUCUCGCCAAGGACCUGCUGGAUGUUAAAAUGUGCAGCUUUGAGCCCCACCACAACAGAAACCUCUCCAACGAGUUCCGCUGUUUCGUCAACUACCCGUCCAGCCUGCUGUGAACCUGAACUUUUGACCUGAUCUGUUCUCUGAUCAGAGCAGGGACUGUGGGAAACGAGGACUGUCGUUUCAGGAGAGGAGAUUUUCACUUCAAUCAACAGAAUACUCGUUCAUGUCUGCUCAUUUAAAGAGAAAAUAUUGACGUUUUUCCAGGAAGAAUAUCAAACAUCUCAUGAGUCAUAUGACUGAUAGUCAGAAUGGACUGUUAGGCAAGAUAAUAAAUCAAAAUAACUGA